This is a messenger RNA of Lolium perenne, 1214 nucleotides long. Lineage: Eukaryota; Viridiplantae; Streptophyta; Magnoliopsida; Poales; Poaceae. The record is from RefSeq and is a predicted model, not a curated record.
CGUCAAAGAUUGCGAGACAAAUUGCGAUUAUUUCAAGCAAAGAAGAAAUGCUGCCCAAGUCAUGGGAUUUAGCCCGUACCAAAAAAUUUCUGCCGCCAUGAGGGUUAUUGCAUACGGUAUACCAGCAGAUUAUACCGAUGAGUACCUUCGCAUUGGUGUGCAAACAACCACGGAUUGCGUGCGUAUGUUUGCCAAGAUGGUGAUCAAGUUGUAUGGAGAGAAGUAUCUCCGAGCUCCAAAUGAGGAUGAUACAAAAAGGCUCAUGGAGAUCAAUGAAAAGAGGGGGUGGCCGGGGAUGCUUGGUAGUUUGGAUUGUAUGCAUUGGACAUGGAAAAAUUGUCCAAAAGCAUGGCAUGGCAUGUAUUGUGGCAAAAGCCGUGAUGCUACCAUUGUUCUUGAAGCUGUGGCCUCUCAAGACUUAUGGAUUUGGCAUGCUUUUUUUGGAUUGCCGGGGACACUCAACGACAUCAACAUCUUGAAUAGAUCCCCUUUGUUUAAAAGACUAGUUAAGGGUGAUGCUCCACCUUGUAACUACAAAGUUAUGAACAAUGAGUACACCAUGGGGUACUAUCUCACAGAUGGUAUUUACCCUAACUAUGCAACCCUUGUCAAGUCCAUAAAAGAGAAAAAGGACAGGCCUUUGACAAGAAAGGAAGCUUGCUUCACCAGAAAUCAAGAGGCAUGCCGCAAGGAUAUUGAGAGAGCUUUUGGUGUCCUUCAAGCAAGGUUUGCAAUUGUCAGGGGUCCUGCUAGGUUUUGGGACAAGGAAACUCUUGUUGAUGUCAUGACAUGUUGUGUGAUUCUUCACAACAUGAUCAUUGAAGAUGAAAGAGGUUUAAACUUGCCAUGUUUCUAUGACAAUGUUGGCACCCGAGUGCAGCCCGAGAGGAACCCUGAUCGGCUUGAAGCUUUUCUUGCAGCUCAUCGAGGCAUUGAAAAUGCCGAGACUCAUCACCAGCUCACCCAAGAUCUGAUUGAUCACCAUUGGCAGUUGCAUGGCCAAUGAUUUUUUACAUUCAUUUCCCAUUGUUGUAUGUGUGAAACAUUCAUUUCCUAUUUGUUGUAUGUGUGAAACAUUUGUUAUUUGUUUAAUUCUUCCAUUAGAACAUUUGUUGACAUUUCCGAGAAACAUUAUUGUAAUAAUUAAGACGAUUAUUGUGUGAUGUAAAACAUUUAUUUUAUGUGAAUGGUGUGUUGGUUCUAAUAUGCAAUUU